This is a messenger RNA of Capronia coronata CBS 617.96, 1050 nucleotides long. Its product is annotated as glycoprotein endopeptidase kae1. Gene Ontology annotation, cellular component: EKC/KEOPS complex; cytoplasm. The coding region runs from base 1 to 1050 and encodes 349 amino acids. The transcript has a single exon. Gene Ontology annotation, biological process: tRNA threonylcarbamoyladenosine modification. NCBI's taxonomy places the organism in Eukaryota, Fungi, Ascomycota, Eurotiomycetes, Chaetothyriales, Herpotrichiellaceae. The record is from RefSeq and is a predicted model, not a curated record.
AUGAUUGCCAUCGGCCUUGAAGGCUCUGCCAACAAGCUGGGGGUUGGCGUGAUCCUACAGCCCUCCAAAGGCGGCCCAGCGCAAAUCUUGUCCAAUAUCAGAGACACCUAUGUCUCGCCUCCGGGAGAAGGGUUUCUUCCCAAGGACACGGCCAAGCAUCAUCGUGCUCAUGUCGCACGCCUAGUCAAGCAAGCACUGACCCAAGCUGGCGUGAGGAUCCAGGAUGUUGACUGUAUUUGCUACACCAAAGGACCUGGAAUGGGGGCUCCAUUACAAAGUGUGGCUGUGGCGGCGAGAACAUUGAGCAUCUUGUGGAACAAGCCUCUGGUCGGCGUCAAUCACUGCGUUGGCCACAUUGAGAUGGGGCGAGAGAUUACCGGAGCAGCUAACCCUGUUGUUUUAUAUGUUUCAGGCGGCAAUACGCAAGUCAUCGCUUACAGUACCCAGCGGUAUCGCAUAUUUGGGGAGGCUCUGGAUAUUGCGGUUGGGAACUGCCUUGACAGAUUCGCGCGGACACUGAACAUCUCGAAUGACCCUGCUCCCGGCUACAACAUUGAGCAGCUGGCGAAGAAAGGAAGAGUGUUGGUGGACCUUCCGUACGCGGUCAAGGGAAUGGAUUGUUCAUUUAGCGGAAUUCUUGCCCAGGUCGACGAACUUGCUGGCCAGAUGAAAGCGGGCACCCUAAAAGAUCCCAGCACCGGUGACGCAGUCACUCCCGAGGAUCUCUGCUUCUCUCUACAGGAGACUGUUUUUGCCAUGCUUGUGGAGAUCACCGAGAGAGCCAUGGCUCAUGUUGGCUCUAAGCAGGUGCUUAUUGUCGGCGGCGUAGGUUGCAAUGAGAGACUACAGGAUAUGAUGGGGACCAUGGCAAGGGACAGAGGUGGUAGCGUCUACGCUACCGACGAAAGAUUCUGCAUUGACAAUGGUAUCAUGAUCGCUCACGCCGGUCUCCUCGCUUAUCGAACCGGCUUCGAAACUCCUCUAGAGGAGAGCACCUGCACACAAAGAUUUCGAACAGACGAUGUCCAUGUCGCGUGGAGAGAAGACUGA